ACAUUCCACCGGACAAACAUAGAGUGAAUGCUUCACAUGCUGACUAGCCCGAUUACUGGCUGAAACUGGAAAGCAAGGCGACCAAGUAUUUACAGCGUAGGGCAUUUUCCAAGGAUUGCUAGUUUUGCGUAGAAUCUUUUUCCGUCUCCUGUUUCUGUGUGGGUUUUUGAUGUCAAUAGCGAAGCUGUUUAUGUGGCCUCUGCAGGUGCAUGAUUGGAUCAAGUAAUUGAUUGAUGGCCACGAUUCAUGGGGGCAUUCGCGUCACGUAAUGAUUAGCAGGUUGGUGGAAACACACGGGGACCCCAAGGCGGGAAUGUCGGCCUUUGUGUUAGCCCAUGGCCCAGGCUCCAAGUAAGACACCUAUUGGCUCGACACAUGCAUACGUCUCCGUCUUCGAUAAGCCAGCCUCACCUCACCCCGAAACCAUCGCAUCCGCAACUGCCCUUUCGUGUCUUUCUGGGAACUCGCACACCCUCUCGCCGUCCCGAGAAUGCCCCAGUGACUUGAACAUGCCCAUUCCUGACCGUUCCGACCACCUGUCCUAUGCUGCUCCUCUAUUCACCGUCGCGCGCGGCUCACCAGUGCCAUGAACCCCACCAAUGGCUCUCCAUCCUUUAAGAGCAGUUCGUCUGCGGCAACCUCCACCCUCCGCCCGCGAACUCGCCGCUUGAUCUCUGUCGAAGAUGAACUGUAUCCUGUCUCUGCAAGCGAGCACACAUCCCCGGCCGCCUCCAGAUCGGCAUCGCCUGUCCCGAGCACCAAUCCGAACCGAUCCAAUAUCACCUCCGCACCGUCCUCCUCGUUCACUCGUUCCCCAAUCUUCGGAACACAGUCUUCCAAAUUCAAUCGCGACACCACAAACCCACUGUCUGGGCUAUGGGGUAAUUCAUGGUCCGCACUCCAAGGCUUAGCCACAAACGUGCUGGGAAGUGACGCGGGUGCGAGCGGGGAUGACACCACUUCAAGUCGGCGACGGAAGCCACUGUCGGCUACCCAUCGCCGCACAUCGAGCAGCGCCCCACCGAAACAUUGGGGUCCAGCAAUGUCGGCGAGCUCACAUGUUGGUGCCGGUACACAAGAAGAGAGGGAGAGUAUGGUUCGAGCUAUGAAGCGCAAGGACAUGCUGAUAGCCAACGAGCAUCUCGUGUCAGACUCGGUCGGCCGCAUCAAGCGGAGGAAUUCGGAUGAGCGACUGAGCUCUUCAGCACCACCUGGUGAUAACGACGACCGCGACGCGCUCAUCUACAUACACCACGUGAAACCACAGGAUACCUUGGCGGGCAUCACCAUCAAGUACGGAUGCCAACAGGCUGUGCUUCGAAAAGCCAACCGUAUGUGGCCCAACGACACCGUACAGUUUAAGAAAACCGUCGUCAUCCCCGUCGACGCUUGUGAAGUGAAGGGGCGUCCAGUGGCGGAUUUCAGCGCGCGAAGCGAUGACCUGUUAAUCGGGGAUUGGGGUGGAGACGCAGAUACAGCGGAGAGCAAGUCUCCCACUUUGCCGAAUAGCUGGACUUCUGGCAGUUCAAAAGAUCCGGACACCACUUCUGUCCUAUCCUCUUCCGUCUCUAAUAGUGAACCCGAAAAGCCCUGGAAACAUGAUUCUUGGGUCCUCCUCCCAAAAGCCAAAGAACCCACAGAGAUUGGCCGCAUGCCGCGUAGGGCACUGGGCUUCUUCCCUCCUGCCCGGCGAAAAUCUCUCACUUUUUCAGAUACCGCUUCUACACCUACAGCAUCUCUUGACCUGACCCGUUCUUCGACGAACACAUCCUCACAAUCGCAUUUCAAUUCACCUACACAAAACCUCAGAAGACCUCGUGCAUCUAGUAACCUAUCCAACGUUUCCUCAGCUCACGCUCGCCAGCGUAGUACGUCUGGUUUCCAGCUACACGGACCAGGAGGCGUAGGCACUAUGGGUAAAAACGUACGUAGUCCGGGCCCUGCACAGGAUGGCCUGAACAAGCUAUUUGCUCAACAUCUCCCCAAUGUGGAACCGCCACCAGGCCAGGAGUAUUUCACACCAUGGGCACCUGGGCUUUUGGAUGCGGAGUCGGGUGUUUCACACCAAUAUGGAGGUUCCGGCGCUCACACUCCGCUAGGUGGAGGAGAUAUCAACUUUCAAGAAAUCGGUGGUGCGAUAGAAGGUUGGAUGCGCAAAGUGGGUAGUCAGGCUUCCAAACUUUUGGCUGAACCCACGACCCCUGGACAAGGCAAAAGAUCUGCCGUACCGGUCAUUGGAGCUGUUGGAGGCGAUCUCGGAGAUCUCAUUGAGCUGAGAGACGAUGCCUUUGAAAUUGGGGAUGGCGAGGAAGACCGGGGAAGGAGGGGGAACGACGUGGCGAUACCGACCUCCAAACAGUAUCAGAGUGCUAGACCAGAUGUCAACCUUGUUCUGCGCCCAAGAGGCAAAGGUGGGGCUAGCAAGAAGGACUAG
Periconia digitata is the source of this 2434-nucleotide messenger RNA. NCBI's taxonomy places the organism in Eukaryota, Fungi, Ascomycota, Dothideomycetes, Pleosporales, Periconiaceae. The record is from the annotation of a GenBank genome assembly.